Messenger RNA from Penaeus vannamei (Pacific white shrimp), 2892 nucleotides. RefSeq names its product nicotinic acetylcholine receptor beta1 (gene nAChRbeta1). Gene Ontology annotation, cellular component: neuron projection; postsynaptic membrane; plasma membrane. Lineage: Eukaryota; Metazoa; Arthropoda; Malacostraca; Decapoda; Penaeidae. Gene Ontology annotation, molecular function: acetylcholine-gated monoatomic cation-selective channel activity; transmembrane signaling receptor activity. Gene Ontology annotation, biological process: signal transduction; regulation of membrane potential; nervous system process. The record is from RefSeq and is a predicted model, not a curated record.
GCCGCCCGCCGCGUGCCGACCUCAGCGCGACCCCGCCCGCACGCCCGCACCCCCUACAUGACCUGUGCUCACCCCAGCACGACGUGAGAGCCCUUCUUAUGGAUGGCGGGGGACGGACGCGUCGCUGCAGCCACUGACUCCGAGUGCUAAGUGCGGGAGUGUCUUGAAGGAGCGCCCGUCCUGCAGACCCAUGUGGCGCGGGUGAGCUCAAGCGUUUUAAGGGAAAACAGAAGGACGCUUGAGCAGUGACGACAGCCAGCAGGCAGGCGAGGCACCAGCCACCGCUGGGCGCAGCAGGCUGGGCCCGCAAAGAUGGCGGCGAGGGGCGCUUCCAGUACCUCUACCGUGUCCCGUCCCUGGCCGCGCCUGCUGCCUCCCGUCUUCUUCCUCUUCCUCUUCCUUGCCGCAGUACUCCACUCAGGUGUUUGCAGUGAGGAUGAGGAGCGGUUGGUGCGAGAUCUCUUCCGCGGCUACAACAAGCUCAUUCGCCCCGUGGAGAACAUGACUCAUAAUGUCCAGGUUAUGUUCGGUCUCGCGUUCAUACAGCUGAUCAAUGUGAAUGAGAAGAACCAGAUUAUGAAAUCCAACGUAUGGCUGAGAUUGGUAUGGAAGGACUACCAACUGCGAUGGGACCCAGCUGAUUACGGCGGCAUCGGGGUACUACGUCUCCCACCAGACAAAGUUUGGAAGCCAGAUAUUGUCCUUUUCAACAACGCCGACGGUAACUACGAGGUCCGGUACAAGAGCAACGUCCUCAUCUAUCCUUAUGGAGAAGUCCUUUGGGUUCCUCCUGCUAUCUAUCAGAGUUCCUGCACGAUAGACGUGACCUACUUCCCGUUCGAUCAGCAGACCUGCCUCAUGAAAUUCGGCUCCUGGACCUUCAACGGAGAUCAAGUGUCCCUCACACUCUACAAUGACAAGAACUACGUGGAUCUCUCGGACUACUGGAAGUCCGGGACGUGGGAUAUUGUGGAGGUACCAGCCUUCCUGAACGUGAUUCCGAGCGAGAAGGGCGCCACGGAAACCGACAUCACCUUCUACAUCACCAUCAGGAGGAAGACCCUGUUCUACACCGUCAACUUGAUCCUUCCCACGGUCCUCAUCUCCUUCCUCUGCAUCCUCGUCUUCUACUUGCCGGCCGAAGCUGGAGAAAAGGUGACACUCGGUAUCUCCAUUCUACUGUCACUGGUUGUGUUCCUGUUGCUCGUGUCGAAAAUCCUGCCGCCGACCUCCCUGGUGCUGCCGCUGAUCGCCAAAUACCUCUUGUUCACCUUCGUCAUGAACACGGUGUCCAUCCUCGUCACUGUCGUCAUCAUCAACUGGAACUUCAGGGGCCCGCGAACGCACAGGAUGCCCAACUGGAUCCGCGCUGUGUUCCUCAAGUUCCUGCCCAUCAUGCUGUUCAUGAAGCGCCCGAGGAAGACACGGCUCCACUGGAUGAACGACAUGCCUCCUGCCAAGGUAGAUCCCCAAGUGACCACCAACCCUCUCGGUCUCCCUCUCACAGCUGGCGUUCCUCCCCACCACCACUUUGGCUCUCCGGUAAUGAACAAAUCCACAGGCGAGAUUGAACACAUGGAACUGUCCAGCCUCCACCAUCCCAACUGCAAGAUCAAUCGAGAGUCUCCACUGUUGCAGAUGCCGCGUCGCGAGUCGGAGAGUUCUGACUCGCUGUUCAUGACUCCUGAAGCUUACAAGGCCACUGAAGCCGUCGAGUUCAUCGCCGAGCAUUUGAGAAACGAAGACGAGUAUAUCCAGGUGCGGGAGGACUGGAAAUACGUUGCCAUGGUGAUCGAUCGUCUCCAGCUUUACAUUUUCUUUGCAGUCACCACAGCAGGCACUAUCGGAAUUCUAAUGGAUGCACCGCACAUAUUUGAAUAUGUAGAUCAAGAUAAGGUCAUUGAAAUGUAUAGAGGGAAGUGAAGUGCUGUGUGGGUGGUAUGUGUGUUGGCAUUCAUGUGUAUAAUGUAAUAUUUGGAAAGAAAAAAGAAAUAAUGAAGAAGCAUUAAGUAAAAGAAGGAAUGAGGGAGAAGGAGAGGAAAGGGUUUAUUAAAACAUUGUGAAGAAGGAUCUUUUGUUUCUUCAAAUACACGGUGACAGAUCAGUCUUUUGAUUUUGAGACACGAUACUGAGAUGUUGGCAUCUCGAGGAGUAUCGUCUCUGCGCAGAUGUUGUCUCUCUCUCUCACAUGCUGUCUGUCUGUCUCUUUCUAUCCAUCCACCAGUCUACCUUUCUUUAUCGCUACGGAAGAGAUGGUAAAGAAAAGUAAAUAAAAAAAAAACAUUUUCGUCGCGAGAGCAAAUGGGAGACAAAAGAUAAAUCGAAGGAAGGAAGAGAGAAGAUAAGGAAAAGUGUUACAUGGAAGAGAGAGAGAGAGAAAGAGAGGAAAAAAAAAUAGGCAUCGUUGUUACACGAAAGGAAAAAAGAAGGAAAGAGAACAACGGUGUAAGAUAGAAGAGAAGAGAAGGUCAGCGGAAAGAUCUCCCAAGAAGCGGCCUCGCUCGGACACUCUCGCCGUCAUCAUGUUGGUGCCGACCUUACUCGCUUGUGACCCUGGUUGUGUGUAUCCCCCUCACCCUGCAAUCAACAGUAUUUCGAAGUCUUCGGGUCUUCAAGACGUUAAAGGUGGACUUCUCAAGAUUGUUUUUUUUUCAUCUUGGAGCUCAUGUGUGUUAAGAAAAUGAAAUGAAACAAAGAAGAAGGACGAAGGAGAAUAGAAGAGAGCGGAGGGAUGAGACCGAAGGGCGCAUCGUAAAGGAAAGAAAAGUGAGAUGACCUAAGGUCAAACAGUUUCGUUGACGAAUGACUGGAGUCGCUCAUGAGCUUCCUUAUCCUCCCUGAGGUCACACACUUGUACACACUUGUACACACACUUUAUAAAGACACAGACAC